AUGUGGUUGGACCUUCUCGAGGCAACGCUGGCGGGAGAAAUGGAUUUCGAGUUUGGGCUGCCGGUACUAGGUGAAGCGCGAGACACGGGCGACGUCGAGGAGGAUGCGUUCUCGGACUUCGGCGAUGACAAAGACCAAAUUGCCGUUGGCAACUUGAACGGUGCCUCGGAUGACCUCGAUAUGGUGCAGCCCCAGCCUGUUGAGUCUAUCCCAAUUCCUGCAACAGCAUCGACAGAUGUUGAUGGCGACGUCAAUAUGUUUGGUUUGGCGGAUGCAGCAGACAAGCUACCCAACUCGGAUGAUGACGACAAUGAAGAACUGGCGCAACGUCAAGAGCCAGUCGCUAUUCUUCCCGAGAACCUGUAUGGCGCAGACAAGAGUGGCUUCAUGGCGGCCAGCAACACUCGUACAUGGGUUAUUGGUGUGGCAGGAGCCAAGAUGCAACACUAA
Mycena indigotica is the source of this 450-nucleotide messenger RNA. RefSeq names its product HTH CENPB-type domain-containing protein. Lineage: Eukaryota; Fungi; Basidiomycota; Agaricomycetes; Agaricales; Mycenaceae. The record is from RefSeq and is a predicted model, not a curated record. The coding region runs from base 1 to 450 and encodes 149 amino acids. The transcript has a single exon.